Messenger RNA from Trypanosoma cruzi, 849 nucleotides. RefSeq lists its product as uncharacterized. The record is from RefSeq and is a predicted model, not a curated record. The transcript has a single exon. NCBI's taxonomy places the organism in Eukaryota, Euglenozoa, Kinetoplastea, Trypanosomatida, Trypanosomatidae. The coding region runs from base 1 to 849 and encodes 282 amino acids.
AUGAUGUUUGCAUGCUCGCGCCGGCUCUUCUCUGCCGCAUCGGUUCAGCCACUCUUGUGGUUCGGGCGCCGCGGUGCAUUUGCGGUGCCACACCCGUCAAAGGCGAAGAAUGGCGGUGAGGAUGCGUUUUUGGUGCACACGAGCGGUAUCGGUGUGGCUGACGGUGUUGGCGGGUACGCACGAAUCGGCGUCGAUCCCGCCGUAUUCACGAGGAAUAUUAUGAGGUUCACCCGACAGGCCUUGGAGAAGGAUCAAAAUCGUGGCACCAUCAGCGCCCUGGAGGCUCUCAAUUAUGGGUUUGCAGAAACACAAAAAAGAGGUAAACCUGGCGGGUGUCCGGUGUCACUCGUGACUCUCGUUGAUGGGCGUUUUGCAUCCGUGCUGAACCUUGGCGACUGCGGCACGAUAUGUCUGCGGAGUUCCAAGCUAUUCUUUGCCACCGAGGCGCAGCAGCACAGGUUUAACUGCCCGUACCAACUCCCGGAGGAUCCGCCUUCUGCCGGGGACCGUACAACUCUUGAAGUGAGCGAGGGCGACGUGUUCCUUUGUGCGAGUGACGGCUUGCUAGACAAUGUCGAAAUGUCAGAUAUCCUGCGGCGUUUAGAGAACGUUGGGCGUGAAGGCUGCCAGCGUGUUGCGGAGACUUUAGUUGAGGAGGCCUGUAAAAAUGGGGCUGAUGAGAAAUUUGAUUCACCCUUUGCAAAAAACGCAAGGGCGAUGGGGUACCGUUACACUGGCGGGAAGCAGGACGACGUGACGGUUGUUGUGGCGCAACUGACGCGGCUUGACAUUGAGCCGAACGCCUGUCCGGGAGAUAUCGCAGAGUUUCUGAAACUGCCCACCGAGUGA